AUGUAUAAUCGAUUAUAUUUGUUGGUCUCGCGUUCUUAUUUGAAUACGAUAAUACCAUGUCGUUCGAUACAAACGAUGAAUGAGGUUCGAAAAGGUUUGCAAUCGUUAGUUGGUGCUCAAUUAGUAUUUGGGCAUGGAAAUCACAGCGGAAGUCAUGCUCAAUUAACUGAUGAUAUCAAAGUCGAUUCUGCAUUAGCUCCGCGUACGAUAGCUGAAAGUUACGAUGAAGCUAUUAUUCCAUUAGCAUCUCAUAUAAAUUUACGUGAACGAUAUGCUAAUUUUGAAAAUAGAGUACGAUUCGGAAGAAUACUUGAAGAUCUUGAUACAAUGGCUGUUCAUAUUGGUUAUAAACAUAAUAGUCCACAGCUAAUUAAAUCAGUUAAUGUUCAUCCAUUAGCUAUUGUUACUGCUGCUGUCGAUCGUAUAGAAGUCGCUAUACCUCAUAUGCAUAUGGAUCGAGAUAUACGCUUAAGUGGUUUUGCUUCGUUUGUUGGUAGUAGUUCAAUGGAAAUUACUUUAAAAAUAGAUCAAGACAAUAACGGCACUUGGGAGCAUGUACUUCACGCGUUGUUUGUUCUUGCCGCAAGAGAUCCAAGAACAAAAAAAUCAGCUAAAAUGAAUCCAUUGGUAGGAACAUCAGAAAAAGAUAUUGCAAUUAUUGAGACAGGAAGAUUAAAUCGUCAACGACGUCUAACUGAACAAGAUAAAUCUUUAUUUAAAAUUCCACCUGAUACAUCCGAAAGUACGAUUGUUCAUGAUCUAUUUCUCAAGACACUUACACAAAAUGCAUCUAUAUUUCGAACACGUCUCUUGGUAGAAAAUUCAAUGUGGAUGGAAGAAACUGGUUUACGUACUAUGUAUCUUUGUCAUCCAGAACAACGUAAUUUAUACAAUAAGAUUUUUGGUGGUUAUUUAAUGCGAAAAUCAUUUGAAUUAGCUUGGACAGCUGCUAGUUUAUUUGCAAAACAAUCUUUAAGUACACUUGCAGUCGAUGACAUUAUGUUUCAACGUCCCGUUGAAAUAGGUUCAUUAUUAUUUCUUACGACAAGGGUUGUUUAUGUUGAAGGCAAUAAAAUUCAAACACGAGUCAAUGCUGAAGUUGUUGACAUUCAUACAGCAGAACGUCAUACAACAAAUAUUUUUUAUUUUAUUUUCAAAACAAAAGAUAAUAAAAAGCCACUUCAAAAUGUUGUACCAAAAACUUAUGCAGAAGCAAUGAUGUACCUGGAUGGCAAACGACAUCUCAAUUAA
This is a messenger RNA of Rotaria socialis, 1251 nucleotides long. Lineage: Eukaryota; Metazoa; Rotifera; Eurotatoria; Philodinida; Philodinidae. The record is from the annotation of a GenBank genome assembly.